This is a messenger RNA of Momordica charantia (bitter melon), 2420 nucleotides long. RefSeq names its product ERAD-associated E3 ubiquitin-protein ligase component HRD3A. NCBI's taxonomy places the organism in Eukaryota, Viridiplantae, Streptophyta, Magnoliopsida, Cucurbitales, Cucurbitaceae. Gene Ontology annotation, molecular function: protein binding. The record is from RefSeq and is a predicted model, not a curated record. Gene Ontology annotation, biological process: ERAD pathway.
GUGGUUCUGUCUCGCGAAUUCUCCAGCUUCUUCUUCUUCUUCUUCUUCGAGUUCUCUGCGGAACCAAAGAGAGAAUAGAAUGCAACUACGAACUCGUAGGCUUCAGUUAAUUUUCCUGUUCCUAUGUUUAUACUCUCUAUUCAUAAACGCUCGUCCUUUCCUCAUCGUCAUCUCCCAAGAUGACCUCAAGGAUGCUCCGCCAGCCGACGACUCGUCGGAUUCUGCCAACUCCGACGCCGCCGAGUGGGACGAGUUUGGUGAACCCGAAUCUCACAAGUCCGAUGAGGAGCUCGACCCCGGUUCUUGGCGCCCCAUUUUCGAACCGGAUUCCCCCGCCUCCGGCCCCGACGCCCCCGAUGAUCUCUACUAUUCUGCGUUAGCGAAAAUGAUGUCGGCGGCCACCUUGGGGGACCUCAGAUCGAUGGAGGAUGCGGUGGCAGAGGUUGAUCAACUUGCUACGGAGACUGGGGAUCCGCACGCCCAAUCGGUGCUAGGGUUAUUGUAUGGGAUGGGGAUAAUGAAGGAGACGAAUAAAGCUAAGGCCUUUAUGUAUCACUAUUUCGCCGCUGAAGGGAACAAGCAAUCUAAGAUGGCAAUUGCGUAUAUUUACUUCAGGCAAGAAAUGUAUGAGAAAGCAGUCAAGCUUUAUGCUGAAUUAGCAGAGGUAGCCAUUAAUAGUUUAUUAGUUUCAAAGGAUUCUCCAGUUAUUGAACCUGUGAGAAUCCAUAAUGGAGCCGAGGAAAACAAGGAUGCCUUAAGGAAGUCUCGAGGAGAGGAGGACGAGGACUUCCAAAUUUUGGAAUAUCAAGCGCAGAAAGGAAAUGCUGGGGCUAUGUAUAGAAUUGGGCUAUUUUACUACUUCGGAUUGAGAGGGUUGAGGCGUGAUCAUGCCAAAGCAUUGUCGUGGUUUUCAAAGGCCGUGGAGAAAGGUGAACCAAGGUCUAUGGAACUGCUUGGAGAGAUAUACGCAAGGGGUGCUGGAGUCGAGAGGAAUUAUACCAAGGCGCUUCAAUGGCUAACUCUUGCAUCCAAGCAGCCAUCAUUUUCUGCUUACAAUGGUAUGGGAUAUUUGUACGUCAAGGGUUAUGGAGUGGAGAAAAACUUUACCAAGGCCAAGGAGUACUUUGAGAAAGCUGCCAAUAACGAGGAGUCUGGUGGUCACUAUAAUCUUGGAGUUAUGUAUCUUAAAGGAAUUGGAGUAAAGCGAGAUGUGAAGAAGGCAUGUAAUCAUUUUAUAGUGGCUGCUAAUGCUGGACAACCAAAGGCAUUCUACCAGCUGGCAAAGAUGUUUCAUACUGGUGUUGGGCUUAAGAGGAAUAUUGCUAUGGCUAGUGCAUUAUACAAAUUAGUUGCUGAACGGGGGCCUUGGAGUUCAUUGUCUAGAUGGGCAUUGGAAUCAUAUCUGAAAAGUGAUAUUGGCAAGGCAUUCUUCUUGUAUGCAAGAAUGGCUGAGCUAGGAUAUGAGGUGGCACAAAGCAAUGCAGCAUGGAUACUUGACAAAUAUGGAGAACAAAGCAUGUGUAUGGGGGAAUCUGGCUUUUGCACAGAUGCAGAAAGACAUCAGAGAGCUCAUUCUCUAUGGUGGCAAGCAUCUGAGCAGGGCAACGAACAUGCCGCUUUGCUGAUUGGGGAUGCAUAUUACUAUGGUCGGGGAACUGAGGUAGAUUAUGAUCGUGCUGCAGAAGCAUACAUGCAUGCCAAAUCCCAACUAAAUGCACAAGCCAUGUUCAACCUUGGUUACAUGCACGAACAUGGCCUAGGCCUUCCGUUUGAUCUCCACCUAGCCAAGCGUUACUACGAUCAAGCUCUGGAACUCGACCCAGCUGCAAAAUUACCAGUCAAGCUGGCCCUAGCAAGCCUGUGGUUAAGAAAGAAUCGUGCCGACAGUUUUAUGGUCCAUGUGAUUGAUUCGUUGCCAGAAGUCUAUCCUAAAAUCGACGCAUGGGUGGAGAACGUACUCUUGGAGGAAGGAAAUGCAACAAUUCUGACCCUGUUUGUGUGCCUCCUUACUGUGCUAUAUCUUAGAGAGCGGCAACGGAGGCAUGCAGCUGUUCGUGUUGCUGCUGAGGCUGCGCCACCCCAUCCCAAUGCCCACAUCGCUGCACAAAAUUAACCGACGCCCAUGCCCAUGCCCACAUCCUGUACUUUUGAUUGAAUUCAUCAAUGCUCAUUUUCUUCCUUUUCCCUCCUUAAUGAGAGGUAUGAGAACCUGUACAGGAACUAUAACUCAACUGCGUGGAAAGAGCUUUUGCGUUCUAGGGAUUUUUCACAACCCAGAUUACAGGAGGAAUUUCAAAACCUUGAUCAUAGAAAACGAGGAUUUUUUUUCUUAGUGAUUUAUUUGUUACGUGACAGUUCCAUUGUAGAUUUGUACGAGGUAGCACUUUGUGUUAUGCUGAAACUAAUCAAAUUUAUUUGAA